Molecule: messenger RNA, 1367 nt
Organism: Dioscorea cayenensis subsp. rotundata (Guinea yam)
Lineage: Eukaryota; Viridiplantae; Streptophyta; Magnoliopsida; Dioscoreales; Dioscoreaceae
Exons: 5
Coding region: 262-1161 (299 amino acids)
Source: RefSeq, a predicted model, not a curated record
UUAAAAACAAAUCAAAUUUGCGGAGAUAUUUGAGAUUCCCUUGCUUCUUUCAUGCACAGACACCCCCAUCUCUUGGAUUCCUUUUUUCAUCGAGCAUCGGAUCACCCAGCGAUGUUCUUUUCCAUGAAUUAUAGCCUCUUCAAUCUGGCGAUGAGGCAAAGAAGCUGAAUUGUAAUUAGCCUUUCCCUGUCACAAUAUAAUUUUACUUCUUCCAGAGUGUUGAUGAAUGGGAUUUCAUUCUGAUAUCAUUUGAUCAAUACAAUGUCUACAUACCCUGAUCCAAUGGAACCUGCAGACUCCAACCACAGUCUUCUAAGUGACAGACGUUCUGAAUUGGGGAGUCGUUAUGUGGUUGAAUCUGGGGUCUAUAUGUCAGCAUUUGCCGCUACUGUCUUUAUUGCUGCACUUGUUACCAUUGGAGUUCUACUGCUUACUCUGCUGGUUGCUCUAACAGUCAUGUUAGAGAACUGCCAAAGCAGAAAUAGUGGAGUCAUUGAGCAAGUUAAAGCAAGUGGCGAGAAUGGUUAUUGCAGAGUUUUUGCUUUCCAUGCUGAACUUAAUAACUUGGAAGCUGAUGAAUUUCCUCCAACUUGUUUAGCUCAUGCUUUUGAGUAUAUUGGGGAAGUUCAAUACUUGCAAGAUUUGAAGCUGACAGUGCAGGUUGCGGAGAACUACUUUAGUUCCAUGAAACCAGAUGGUGAUGGCUCUGGUGUAAUAUUAGUAGAUGCGGAUGAUGUAUUAUUACCAGAUAUCAACUACACCGGUAGUCCUGGUCAAAAUCGGAUCAAACAGGUUGACGACAUGGAAAAUCAAGCUCGAUCACUGGUUCUUGAAUUGCACUUGAAACUCCAAACCCAUGGAUGGAUUUUGAUUCCAUUUACAAGAAGACAUAUGAAGCAUUAUAAUGCCACCAUAGCCAGCCUGAGCUCUGUGGGUUUUGGAGGACACUCUUCACUAAUAAUGAGGUCUGAUGAUGAAGUUGCAAUGGAGAACUGGAAGUUUAUUUCUGAGAGAAGAGUGAGUUUGCAUAACCAAGGUGUCCACAUUAUCAGUGUCAUUAGCAGCCAGAUGGAUGCCCUGACUGGGCCCUGUUUGGGACAGCGUAAUUUCAAGCUUGCUCAUCCAAUUCAUCACAGGACGGAACAACAUCAUAAUCUGUGAGCAUGAUUGCCAACUGCCAAGCGAAGAGAAAAUAAAUAAAUAUAUAUAUAUAUAUAUAUCAGCCUAUUCUAUUAGUGGCGUGGCUUAAUUAAUAUUAUUCUUAUUCUUAUACUCGAACCUUGUUAUAUCUUAUGUUUGGUUUUUUGGUUUCGGGCCAUUUGUAAAACAAUAUGAUAUAUGAAACAAUUUCUUUUAGUUUAUCAUCA